Epithele typhae is the source of this 975-nucleotide messenger RNA. RefSeq lists its product as uncharacterized. Bases 1 to 975 code for a protein of 324 amino acids. The transcript has 6 exons. The record is from RefSeq and is a predicted model, not a curated record. NCBI's taxonomy places the organism in Eukaryota, Fungi, Basidiomycota, Agaricomycetes, Polyporales, Epitheliaceae.
AUGGAGGUGAGGGAGACGGAGGAAGGCAGCGGGGAGGCGCAGAGACGGGCGUGCGGGCGGAAGAGGGAGUGUGGGCGUGCGGGCGUACAGGCGCAGGCGGACAGCGUGGAGGCGGGCAACGCGGAUGCGGGCAACGCGGGGGAGGCGCAAGCAGGCAAGGCGCAUGAGUUGUUGACAAAGCGGCAGGUGGGCGUUGGGAAUGGGGAGGGCGGAGUGGAGGACUCACCAAAGCAGGGCCACGGUACAUCGUCGUGGCCCCCCGAUUCCAAUCUCCAUGCUGAGGACGUCUGGAUGGACGUCCUCGUGCGUCUUGACGUUGUGAGGGCGGCAAGCAGGGUAAAGGGCGGGAUUGAGGUCGAGGUCGAGGUCAGCCUGAGGAAGGAAGCGAGGGGCGUCUACACGGGCGCGCAUCACGGAUCAACGGGUGCAUCUGUAGCUGCCGAUAGGCUAUGGCAACAGGUGCUCCUAGCGAUUCACUGCUGCUCAACAGGGGUUCAUCGAGAGGUGGCUCAGUCGCGAGAGCUUACAGCGGCAGGCCAGCUUCAAAAGACGAUACAGAUCGCCGCCGCCGAGAUCUGCAUUGAUACCCGCGACAAGCUUGCCCUGGCCCUUCAUCGGCUCCAAUACGGUUCGGUAAAGGUGUGGGAGAGCGUGGUGAUACCAAUCUUUGCAAACGAGUACGCAGUUGGCGAGAGCCCGUACGUGUCGAUCGCGAGGAAUGCGAUAUCAGUGACCAGAGGGAACGACGACAUGCCAAAGAAGACAGGCGUCGCCAUGUUCCUCGCCGUCGGGGUGUGGAUGAUGAUUGGUGUGGGGGAUGAUUACGGACAAGAUGGCGAGAGGCGGAUGUCGGAGAUGAUGAGACACCACGCGAGGACUUAUAGUCGUGGUUACUAUGAAUGUAGAAGUUCGGCGCUGCCUUUGGAACCUGGCACGCCGGGAAUAUCAAAAUUUCUGCUCGUCCGAUAUGUAUGA